CCGGGUGCGCUCCAAGCUGACAAGAAAGGCGCUGUUCUUGUUUGACGAGCGUUCGAGCCGCGCAUUAUCGGCGAGCGUCAUGAGAGAACAUGUGUAAACAAGCACGUGGAGAUACUGCUCUCUCUCUCUCUCUCUUUCUCUCUCUCUCUCGCUGAGAGUUUGCUCAUUACGAAAUGCGAUAUCAACGUUCACCCCCUCCGAGUUUGCACAGCGUAUCCGCUACACAGCAGUAGUGCUUACUUUUGGCGCGUAGAAUUCUAACGUCCCAACGAUACGUAUGCUCGGCGUAAUGUGCUGCAUCUUUUGACAUCUAAUUCUUCUCGUGCCCCUCUACAGCGAGUUGAUUUUUGCGAAUGGCGUUUCUUUCUUGUAUACUUGACACGUGUUCCUCUGGAGUAUUAAGCUACGUAGAGAAACUUUCUGUCGAUUACCUACGAAGAGCGAAAAGGCGUGUGAGAGAGAGAAUGUGUGGCCAGGAACAGGCUUUAGAAUUGCUCAAGAUACUUCAGAAACUGCCUGUAGACUUGGAGCUUUUAACUAAAACACGUAUUGGAAUGACCGUGAAUGCUUUGAGGAAAUCCAGCAGGGAUGAGGAGGUGAUUUCCCUCUCAAAGACUCUCAUCAAAAACUGGAAAAAAUUCUUGUCAGGAUCCAACAAAGAAAAGGACUCUACUUCAUCGAGUAGUUCAAAGAAAAGGGAUGAGAAAUCAGACAAGAGCAAGGAAGAGAAUGAUCAGAGGAAGGAGAAAGACAUGAUGGAUGGCAGUGACGCCAAAAUGAAGGAGGACAAACCCAGCAAAGAUGUUCAAAGAAAGCAGUUGUCCUUUCCGGCUCCCACCACGACGGACGCGGUCAGAUUAAAAUGCAGAGAGCUGCUAGCUGCGGCAUUGCGCGUGGACGGGAAGGUCAUCGACGGCUGUGCCAGUCCGGAGGAGCUAGCGGAGGAGUUGGAGGAGGCGAUCUAUGCGGAAUUCAAAAAUACCGACAACAGAUACAAAAAUAGGGUACGCAGUAGAGUCGCCAACCUGCGCGACGUGAAGAACCCAAAUCUGCGCACCAACUUCAUCGUGGGCGCGAUCACUCCAGCGCGGCUCGCGGUGAUGACGGCGGAGGAGAUGGCGAGCGACGAGAUAAAGCAGCUGCGCGAGCAGUUCAAGAAAGAAGCCAUCAACGACGCGCAGCUGGCCACCGUGCAGGGGACAAAGACCGAUCUGCUCAAGUGCGGCAAAUGCAAGAAGCGCAACUGCACGUACAAUCAGGUGCAGACGCGCUCGGCGGACGAGCCGAUGACCACGUUCGUGUUAUGUAACGAAUGCGGCAAUCGGUGGAAGUUCUGCUAAGAAGCGUCCUAGAGGGAAGAAGAAGAAGAAGAAGCGGAAGUUCCGAUUUACAAUCUCGUCUUCGUUCACCGCUUCGCAGCGGACUCGACAAAACUCUCGUAUCUUGAUCGUCUCUACCUAGCGUUCAAAUACCUUCGCGAGACGAGUAUCUCGUGAUGAAGUUAUCGUAACGAUGUUAUGUAAAUUUCGUAGACUCUCGAUCAGUACGAUUGCACCCAAAAGUCGCCCGAUUGCGCCUCCUCCAACUCGUAGGACGCGCGCGUCCUGCCAGCUGGGGGAUGUAUAUUGUAUGUAAAGAUUAUUAUAUUAUACAUUACAUAUAUAUAUAUAUAUAUAUAUAUAUAUGUAUAUAUAUGUAUAUUCGCGAGGAGUUGCAUUCAAAUUUCUAUAUUAGCCGCUCGUAUGAAUAAUGCUGCAUGUCACGCGGGACGCUCGAAACUUGCCGUGCGCGAAACCUUCCAUGUCGAGAGUCUACCGGCGCUACACAGACCGCGAGGAGGCGCAGAGAAUGUACGUUGGCCGAUCGAGAGCGUAGCGGCAAAAGGUGUCUCGGUCCCCGCGCUACUGUGUACAUAUUGAGACCGAUCAGGCUCGAUGUCAGGCUCGAGCUUUCUGAUGAGUACUUUGAACCUAGAGUGGAUUCUAUACACAGUAAUAUACAUGUGUACGCGAACUUCCCGACGUAAGAGACUACAGUAAGAGACGGCAUUUCAAUCGACACGUUUUUAUCCUAAUCACGAUCGUGACUGUUGAUACACGGAGACAUCUCUCGCUUUUGUGCAUAAUCGCGUGAUGUAGUAGAUCUCGUCUCUCUAUCACUCUGCUGUAAAAUUCAAACACCCCGUACUCUGACGACUGUACCUACAAUUAUAAAAUAUAUAAAUAUAUAUGUACAAGAGGUGUGCGUGUGUGUGUGUGUGUAUGUAUGUGUGUGUGUGUUUAUAUAUGUAUGUAUGUAUGUCGCGUGCGUCACCCGAUCUUUCUCGCCUGAGUGUUCCUCUCUCUCUCUUUCUCUCUCUCUCUUCCGUGCCCGACCGCCGCGAAGAGACUCGCCAGACACCGUGACGCCUUUAUAACACAAUGACUAUACUUUUUAUUUAAAAUUACUUCUUUUUACGAGGUACAUUUAUAUACAUAAAAAAUUUAUGACUAUUACAUUAAGCUUAUGCAAUAUA
Harpegnathos saltator (Jerdon's jumping ant) is the source of this 2515-nucleotide messenger RNA. It is a transcript of the gene TfIIS, whose product is annotated as RNA polymerase II elongation factor. Gene Ontology annotation, molecular function: nucleic acid binding; zinc ion binding. The transcript is spliced from 4 exons. The record is from RefSeq and is a predicted model, not a curated record. The coding region runs from base 354 to 1340 and encodes 328 amino acids. Gene Ontology annotation, cellular component: nucleus. Gene Ontology annotation, biological process: transcription elongation by RNA polymerase II; DNA-templated transcription. Lineage: Eukaryota; Metazoa; Arthropoda; Insecta; Hymenoptera; Formicidae.